GUUCUUGACGCGCAAUACAGGGAUGACAACUGAGUAUGUGAAAUUUUUGUAAACUGGUACAAAUUAGUUGAUAAAUCUGAUACCAAUUACCAACAUUUGCAUUAUGCGUGUAACAGUAAGAAAAUUAACAAAUUCUGAGCCUGAAGACCAUCAUUUAGAAAUAUCAGGUGCUGCAAGCGUUUUCGAAUUGAGGGAAUUAAUUUACGUUGAAUGUGAAGUUGAUGGCUGUCAAGAGCUUUUCUACGGAGGAAAACAGAGGGGAGGGGAUCCACUUCCACCUGAUGACAAUGAAUUGCAACUUCCAGUACCAUGGGAUGCACUCAUUGAUCAAGGAAGAAUUGAUAAUCCCCUGAUUCCAAACGAGCAUGGCCAUGGAGCAGACCCUUAUAGACAACCUUUAAUCAAUUACUACUUCAGGACUCUGCACAGGAAUCAGAAUAAUUGA
Acanthoscelides obtectus is the source of this 445-nucleotide messenger RNA. The record is from the annotation of a GenBank genome assembly. NCBI's taxonomy places the organism in Eukaryota, Metazoa, Arthropoda, Insecta, Coleoptera, Chrysomelidae.